Molecule: messenger RNA, 577 nt
Organism: Racocetra persica
Lineage: Eukaryota; Fungi; Glomeromycota; Glomeromycetes; Diversisporales; Gigasporaceae
Source: the annotation of a GenBank genome assembly
AUGGAAGUACGUUUCAUAGAAUUUAGCAAUGAGGAUUAUGGAGGUUUGAAAUAUAAUGAGAAAGGUAAAAUGAAGCAAAAAGUUGAUAAUAGUACGAUGAUGAAAAAGUUGGUAAAAACAAAUGGACAAGCAGCGAGAGCAUCAAUUAGUACUGGUUCAAGUAUGAAUCUAAUAAGCAGAAAUUAUGUAAAAAAGCAAAGGCUUACCUGGAGACAUUUGAAUAAGGAACCUACCAUCGGUCAUAUAGGUAAUAAAAUCGUUGGGUAUAUUCCUAGUGCUAAAAUUGAUAUAAACGGAAUCAGUAAUAAAGAAGAAUCUACAGGUAGUGAAAUAAUGGCAAAUGAAGAAUAUGCGAUGAAUGAUGAAAGAGAAAACAAAUUUGUAGAUGUCAGGUUAAAUAAGAGGAAAUCUAUCCAUUCAAAAGAUGGAAAUUCUAAAAACCAACCUGGAAUCGAUGAAAUCAGCAAUACCAAUAAUAAGAAUGAUGAUUCUUCUGAUGAAAGAACCCUGUUUGAAUCCUCUGGGGAUAUAUUUGAAGAGAGCGAACAUGAAACCUUUGUUGACUAUCAGGAAUCGU